AAUAUAUAUAAUGACAAGUGCAAGAGUGUUAUUGAAGGAUGAACUUGACAUAGUGAUUCCAACCAUAAGGAACCUCGACUUCCUGGAGAUGUGGAGGCCGUUCUUCCAGCCAUACCAUCUCAUCAUCGUUCAAGAUGGUGACCCUUCAAAGACCAUUAAGGUACCUGAUGGAUUCGACUAUGAGCUCUAUAACCGCAAUGACAUUAACAGAAUCUUGGGUCCCAAGGCUUCUUGCAUCUCCUUCAAGGAUUCUGCUUGUCGUUGCUUCGGUUACAUGGUCUCCAAGAAGAAGUAUAUCUACACCAUUGAUGAUGAUUGCUUUGUUGCAACUGAUCCAAGUGGAGCAAAGAUUAAUGCACUUGCACAGCAUAUACAGAACCUUCUCUGUCCAUCAACACCUUACUUCUUCAACACUCUGUAUGAGCCUUACAGAGAAGGUGCAGAUUUCGUUCGCGGCUACCCUUUCAGUCUUCGAGAAGGAGUUCCUACUGCUGUUUCUCAUGGACUUUGGCUUAACAUCCCAGACUAUGAUGCACCAACUCAGCUUGUGAAGCCUCUUGAGAGGAACACUAGAUAUGUGGAUGCUAUUAUGACAAUUCCAAAAGGGACAUUGUUUCCAAUGUGUGGAAUGAACUUGGCAUUUGACCGUGACCUUAUUGGACCAGCAAUGUACUUUGGUCUCAUGGGUGAUGGCCAGCCAAUAGGACGCUAUGACGACAUGUGGGCUGGCUGGUGCUGCAAGGUAAUAUGUGAUCACUUGGGAUUAGGAAUCAAGACUGGUCUGCCCUAUAUAUAUCACAGCAAGGCAAGUAAUCCAUUUGUAAACCUUAGGAAAGAGUACAAAGGAAUAUUCUGGCAAGAAGACAUUAUCCCAUUCUUCCAGGAUGUAGUUCUUUCAAAAGAAGCCACCACUGUUCAGAAGUGUUAUGUUGAGCUAGCAAAGCUAGUCAAGGAUAAACUCUCGAAAGUUGAUCCUUACUUUGACAAGCUCGCUGAAGCCAUGGUCACUUGGAUUGAAGCUUGGGACGAUCUUAACCCCCCUGCAAAAUCAAAUGCCAAUGGCAAAGCAUGAUGCAGUUAUAUAUGUAUGUUGGUGUAAUUUAUGUUGUUAUGUUCAAGUUGAAGCAUUGGUAGGUGUAAUUUGAUUUAGUAACUUCCUUCCUUGAGUUUUAGAUACAAUAAAGUACAAGAGUGUUAGAAUCAUAGGGCAUUGCUUUGUUUUGAUUUUUUGUCUGAUGGGGUAGAACAUUGAGUUUCAUGCGAAAUAAAUUGUUAUAGGAAGGAUA
Messenger RNA from Arachis stenosperma, 1286 nucleotides. Its product is annotated as UDP-arabinopyranose mutase 1-like. The record is from RefSeq and is a predicted model, not a curated record. The transcript has 4 exons. Gene Ontology annotation, cellular component: Golgi apparatus; cytosol. Bases 11 to 1072 code for a protein of 353 amino acids. Lineage: Eukaryota; Viridiplantae; Streptophyta; Magnoliopsida; Fabales; Fabaceae. Gene Ontology annotation, biological process: plant-type cell wall biogenesis; UDP-L-arabinose metabolic process. Gene Ontology annotation, molecular function: UDP-arabinopyranose mutase activity.